Molecule: messenger RNA, 1763 nt
Organism: Oryzias melastigma (Indian medaka)
Lineage: Eukaryota; Metazoa; Chordata; Actinopteri; Beloniformes; Adrianichthyidae
Gene: fibina
Product: fin bud initiation factor a
Exons: 1
Coding region: 224-850 (208 amino acids)
Source: RefSeq, a predicted model, not a curated record
UGCAUCUUUAUUCCAUUAUUAACCUGUUAUUCUAAAACAGAUUUUUAUUUUAUUUUCAAGACAAGAACAUAAUACAUCUGCAAUGGGGCCCCUUCUGGCCUGAACAGGCAGUCUGUGCCUUUUAGGUGACGUCGGGUUCUGUAACCUGAGUCGGAGUGAAAACUCCUCGCUGUAUCCGGCUGCCAGUCCAGAUGCAGCUCACCAAAGAGGCUGAGGAGGCUGCAUGAUGGAUCCCAUCCCACUGCUGCUCAUCACACUGCUGCCGCUCUGCUCGGCGGUGUACACCGGGCCCCUGCAGCCGGAGAUCUCCAACGGCACCUUCCAUCACUUCUUUGUCCCGGACGGAGACUAUGAGGAGACGGUGGAUCCGGAGCAGUGCCAGAUGCUCUUCAAGUUCUCCGACGUCCAUCCGUGCGGGCACUCGGAGGAGGGGAGCGACGCCGCGGUGCGGGACGACUUCGUCAUCACCAAGCUGCAGGCGGAGGACGCGGCGCGGCUGCUGGAGAGCAUCGGGCGCGCCGUGGCGCACGACCUGGACGGAGAGGACAGCUACGGGAAGCUCCUCCAGCGGGAGAUCUCACAGAUCGGAGAGGCCUUCUCCAGCGUGGACAAGUCUCUGCUGGAGCUGGAGGUUAAGUUCACGCAGAGCCAGGAGACGGAGCUGAGAGAGGAGCAGCAGCUGAACGGAUACGUGGUGCAACAAGUGAGCGAAGUCAGAGGCGCGCUGAGAGAAACCACCGACAUCUCCCUGGGACUCCGAGACAGACAUGAACUUCUGUCCCUCAUCAUCCGCAGUCAUGGAAGCAGACUGAGCCGCCUGAAGACAGAGUUCUUAAAUGUGGACUCAUAAAUAUAUUAUUUGUUUAAUAUUUUGACCUUUAGUGGCUCCACCUUGGAGCUGGAACAAAAUAUCAGCACAAGUUCAUAAAUUAUAGCUUCCAAGAAGGGAUUUCAUUCAAAAGACUCCAAACCAAAUACAAUGUUUUAUGUUUUUUUUGGCUGGCUUCCAAAAAACUUCCAUUCUGUAUGUUUAAUGAUGUUGUUUACAUCUCACCUAAUAAAUAUGCUUCAUAAUUUUUCCAUUUUCUUUAAUUCCAAAUGCGUUUGUUCCCGCAGGUCAGACAGAAUCGGCCCUCAGCUGAGACCUGGGGGCAUCUGUUGUGUGUCUCUCCCAUCUGGAAGUCAUCUGUGAGCCACUGUCACCAUUAUCUUUAUCCGUCACAGCCUGCAGAGCUGGAUCUGAUUGAGCUCUUACUGCAGCAUAAACAGUCCACCUUGCUUUGUUCUUUAUCUAAAUGUCUGUCUUUUGGUUGGGCCAAACCUUUUAUGUACGAAAAACUUUGUUUUCUCAAAGUAUUUUCAAAAAACAUAGCAUGCACUGUCUUGUUUUGUGAGAUCAAGUGUGCAAAUUUGAGGGUUUCUACGGGCACAACUGGGUGUGAUUUCCUCUGUCUGGUUUUCCUCACAGUCCAGCUUCCCCUGAAGGACCCCCCCUCCUCCUCCUCCUUCUCCUUUUUAAAACAGCUUUCUGCGUUUCAGCACAGGACAGACCAGCCACGUCAAAAACCCAACGCCGCAGGAGCUCUCAGGAAACCCUAUAUGUCUGUGCGGCUCCUACUUUCCAGGGGCACAGCACGGGGCUCAACAGAUUUAAUUAAAAGAUCUGCUGAAAAUUUCCGCUGUGAAAGAAGUAAAAGCUGAGCGGGUCGCACAGUUCCUCACUCUUUUUUUUUUUUGAAAAUAUCUGUUCAGAAAUCAGAAAA